Rhizopus microsporus ATCC 52813 is the source of this 692-nucleotide messenger RNA. RefSeq lists its product as uncharacterized. The transcript has a single exon. The record is from RefSeq and is a predicted model, not a curated record. Lineage: Eukaryota; Fungi; Mucoromycota; Mucoromycetes; Mucorales; Rhizopodaceae. Gene Ontology annotation, molecular function: cysteine-type deubiquitinase activity. Bases 193 to 642 code for a protein of 149 amino acids.
UGACAAUCAGCUAAUUUUUUGACUAGGCUGUAAGGAUUGUGCCUAUAGUUUUCAUAAAGCAGUGGAAGGACAUGGUAUCUUGAUUCGAAUGAACGUAUUACAACUUUAUUGCUUUGAUUGUAACAGACUGGUAAUGAUCACCCUAAGCAACUGAUAGAUCUGUCUACUCAUCGUAUUUUAUAGCUGGGUGAAAUGCGAGGAGAUGCUAGUGAAGCCUAUUACGUCAAUCUGUUGUUAGAGGCAUUGACCCAUGAUAGUGAGAAAGGUAGAGAAGCAAUGAGAAAUAGAAAUCGAUGCAUGCAAGAACGCGUACUCUAUACCGAGCAAGCCGAUCGUUAUGCGGUCUUAACAAAAGAAAGAUACUAUUUCGUAGACAGAUUAUGGAUGUGCUCGUGGUUUCUGCGUUUAUGCGAUGGUAAAUUAGGUGAGGGCCCAGUGGCGAAUGACAGUUUGGAAGAUCCCGAAAAUCCCGGUAAACUCAACCCCCAUUCACGACCACGUGGAUCCUUCAAGGGUGGAUUCUCUAUUGUCACUCCAGAGUUAUGGGAUUACCUUGUCAAAACAUAUGGUUUAAAGGGUGGCACUUAUACUUCAGGUAUAUUCCUAUAUAAUUAUCAUCAUGUUUAUGUAUUUAUGCUUUAAUGCUAUAGAUGACAUCAAUGGUCCUGAAUAUAAAGAAUUGAGAGAUGCUA